AUGUCUCGUUACGCCUUGCACAGCCGCCGCAACACUGUUGCAACAGGGCCAGCCUUGCCAAGGGUGGAGAGUCCUUUAUCCGAGUUAUCUGGUGAGCUGUCCCCAGAUAUCCAUAAUACUAAAAUCCCGGCAGAAUCCAGCACUGCGAGUGCUCAGGGCUCUGCUCCUGGUCCGGCUGCAAGCCGUGUUCCAGCGUCUGGCAACGCCACGCUGAGGAACCCUCCUUCUGCUCAUGUACAAGUGGAGGAGGAGAAAUCGUCUCCUUCUGACUCGGAGGAUGAUGAGGAUGUCAGUUCCCAAGGGAAUCUGACUGCUGCGGGUAUUUCAAAGAAGAAUUUGUCUCGUAGUAAUGUAGAAUAUGAUGAUGAAUCUGAUACAUCUAGUUCUAGUAGUAGCAUGGAAUCCGAGAAAGCAUCUAGUAAGACUGAUGCUGAGGAACCUACUCCUCUUCAACUGGCAAGGCCUGCAAGGCUUCGUCGUACUCAGAGUCUGGAUGACCUGAGUAGGAAUGCAGUUCGCUUUAAGGAGCAGCAUAAAGCAAAGAAGCUCACCAAGGAACAAGCUUCUACAGUUAGGGCUGCAGAACGUAAUCUGACUGCCGAGCAGCAAGAAAUCCUGGCAAAACGUCAGGAUAAGGUUGCUCAGAAGCAGGCUCGCAACCCACCUGAAACCCAUAAUGCAACACCAGGCCCAAGCUCAUAUGUUGCGAAGGGAAAAUUUGCCGAUCGUAACCAGGAAGUUGAUGAUUUGGAAUUGGACAUUGAGGCUCAAUGUGAGGCGCUCAAGAACUGGAACCAGGUCCGUGAUGAGAUCCAGGAAUCACUUGAUGGUCAUCAGGAUGAACUUGAACCUGAAACGCACCAUGAGGAUGGAUUCGCAAAGGUCAGAAAGUCUUCUAAGCGGACUAAAGCUUCUGGCAAGUCCAAGGCUUCGCUGUUAGCGACCGAUUUCACAAACAAGAUCAAACAACUCAGCGUGACUCGCACUUCGGUCAGGCGCUGUAUGUUGUCCGCAGGUUUGCGUUAAGGGAGCUAUCGCUUAGUUGAGCGAGAGUGAGUUCAGACUAAGUUAUCGGGUGAAUAAACUUUAGUUCGAG
This is a messenger RNA of Desarmillaria tabescens, 1096 nucleotides long. RefSeq lists its product as uncharacterized. The transcript has a single exon. Bases 1 to 1026 code for a protein of 341 amino acids. Lineage: Eukaryota; Fungi; Basidiomycota; Agaricomycetes; Agaricales; Physalacriaceae. The record is from RefSeq and is a predicted model, not a curated record.